GGUCGACUUCGAAGGUGGGGGUAUCGGGUGGUUAGGUUGGGUUCUAUAGGAACCUAACCGGCAGUCAGUGCCUCCCAGGGCCCCGCGCCGUCAGUCUCGUUGGUGUUGUGUCGUGUAACGUGUCCUCUUUUUCUCUCUUUUUUCUCUCUUUUUCUUCCCUUUCUUUCUUGGGUCCUCUCCCUCUCCCCUUUCUAUCCCCUUUUCCACGUACAUAGUUUUUCUUUUGACUUGUUGUCACAAUCGACACCGUCACUGUCGGCCACGAGUGAUAAGGAAAUAAUCGCGCACACGUGCCACUUUCGACGAUAUUUACUGUUGAUGGAUGCUACGCGUCCACAAGCUUGGGGACCAGAAUCACGAUUCUUGUUGAUCGGAUAGCCUAUCCAUUCGUUCUAUUUCUCUGAAAAAUCGAAAAAAUUGGGAAAAUAAAUUGACGAGGAAUGUUUCUUACACCUUUGGGACGAGUUUAACGAAAUAAAAAAUUUUCAAUUGUCUCAGAUUCGAGAUGAAUAUAGAUAUAUUGAAAAAAUGUAAUUGAUUGAUGGAAAGAUAAUUCAUUGAAAUUCUUUUGAAUUGAAAUUAUACGUUGAAUAUUAUAUCGUGAAGAUAUUUGCAUAGAUGAUCCAAAGUAAUUCAAUUAACUAGAUUGACGAAACAAAGAGUUGAACAUCGACAUGUCAUUAAAUUAAUUUAACAAAUGCUUGGAGAAAUCGUGAAAGAAAUAAUUUGUGCCAAUAGUAAUAAUAGUGAUUUUCGAUCAUUUUUGAAAGAAACGUGCGCAAAAAUUAACGAAUCGUUGAUUCAGAAGACCGCAAAAUGGCGUAAAACUAUCGUUGAAAAUGUAUAACUUCAAAUCGUGCAAAUUUUUCGAUUCGAGUGUGAACGAAUAAUGUGAAAAAUUAAAAUUUCGCGAUGAGCUGGAAUGGAAUUUAUGCAACGAACGGUACAUUAACAAAUAAUGCAAAUUAUUUUAUUGAUUGAAUUGAAUUUACAAAUAGUGGUUUCCAAUAAAUAGCCAAUAAAUGAGUGCAAGUUGUAGACUAUGAAAUUGCGAAUAUUUAUUAGGGAAAAUAUGUGCAAUUAUGAACUAACACGACUUGAUCGGUGAAAAGGGACCAGAAGUGUAUAUUCUUUCAAUGUAACAAUAACUUGACAUAAAAAGCAAAUCCAUCACCUUAAAACUGUAAACAGUGAUUUUUAUUUUAUUUUGUGACUCGAGUGACUUCUUUGAAAAAAAAAGAAACCCAAAAAGAAAACCGUCGAAGUGUUAGUUCAAGCGUCGAGAUCUCGAGUCUUUAGUGAAAUUCUGUAUAAAAAAGUAAGUACGGCCGACGGUCGUACUUGGCAGUAAGGCUUCAAGAUUGCUCGAAAAUCGUCGAGAGAGGUGCGCAGGGCAGGAAGAGCGAUGGAAAUCGGGGGUGCAGCAAUGCAAAGGAUGGCCGCUACCGGAGGGCCCGGGCCUCUCAGCCUUCAGGGCCCUCCAAGGUCAGUGAAAAUCUCACCCGUUAAUAUACAAGACGAACCCGGUGACCUUACUUCUCAAAAAAGCACAAGUUCGCAUUGCGUAGGAUGUGGUGGUCGAAUUCAUGAUCAAUGGAUUUUGCGAGUUGCACCGAAUCUGGAAUGGCACGCUGCUUGUUUGAAAUGUGCAGAAUGCCAGCAAUUUUUGGAUGAGCACUGCACCUGCUUCGUGCGAGAUGGAAAAACUUAUUGCAAGCGAGAUUAUGUCAGAAUUGAUUUCAGACUGUUUGGGACAAAAUGCGACAAGUGCAGUGAGUGCUUUAGCAAGGAUGACUACGUAAUGAGGGCAAGGAGCAAGAUUUAUCACAUAAAGUGCUUCCGAUGUUCAGCCUGCAUGAGACAGUUAGUGCCUGGCGAUGAAUUUGCCUUGAGACAGGAUGGCCUGUUCUGCAGACAUGAUCACGACGUUCUCGAAGGCGGAAAGCUCUGCUCUGGACCUGGUGGUGUUCCUGGAAGUGAAAACAACAACAAUGCAUCCCUUAUGAAUAAUAAUCAUCAUCUGCAUCCCAACGACGGCUCAAUAUCAGACUCCGGAUCUGAGAGUGGAUCUCAUAAAGCUGGUAUGGGUGGUACUCGAGGUUCGGGCAGCCAUAAAAGCGGCGGCGGUUCAGACGGGAAACCAACCAGAGUUCGCACCGUUCUAAAUGAGAAACAACUUCAUACUUUGAGGACUUGCUAUGCCGCGAAUCCACGACCGGAUGCGUUGAUGAAAGAACAAUUAGUCGAGAUGACAGGCUUAAGUCCACGAGUAAUCAGGGUAUGGUUCCAGAACAAACGGUGCAAAGAUAAAAAGAAAACGAUCGCCAUGAAACAACAAAUGCAAGAAAAGGAUGGCCGUAAAUUAGGGUUUGGUGGAAUGCAUGGCAUUCCUAUGGUGGCCAGUAGUCCUGUAAGACACGAGAGUUCUAUAGGAAUGACGCCAUUGGAAGUGCAAGCUUAUCAACCACCGUGGAAAGCUCUUUCAGAUUUCGCUCUGCACACUGAUUUAGAUAGGCUAGAUCCUAACACUCCUUCUUUCCAUCAUUUGGUAUCACAGAUGCACGGUUAUGAUCUUCACAGUGGACCACCACAAUUACCUCCACCGGGAAUGCUCGGUGGACCAAUGAACGACGGUGGAGGUGGUGGAGGUGGUGGUUCUCUACCACCCCCUGGUCCACAUCAUCCCAGUGGUGGUGGUCCAGACAUGGGUCAACACCCCGACAGCACAGAUAGCUAUGUAACUUACCUCGAAAGUGACAGUGACUCUCUUCAUCAUGAUACAGGAAGUCCAUAGUGUUGUGCAGUGUGGCCAGAACGAAAGUGUCCGCUUUCUUCAUGGUCCAUUUUCAAUAAGUGCUUAAAGAGAAUUGUAGUCUGCGAGAACAAAUAGAGUGAUUGUAAAUGGCUGGAAACGAAACAUAAAAUUUGGUUGAAAAGUUAUUUCAAAGAAAUCUUAACCCUUCGCGCUUAAUUUAGUCAUUGAAAAAAAAUACAAAUAAAAUAUUUUAUACAUGAUGAUUAUACAAUUAGAUAGCACAAAAUAAAUAAAUAAAUCAAAAGAAAGAAUAAUAUUUU
Messenger RNA from Apis mellifera (honey bee), 3075 nucleotides. RefSeq names its product insulin gene enhancer protein ISL-1 (gene tup). Gene Ontology annotation, cellular component: nucleus. Gene Ontology annotation, molecular function: DNA-binding transcription factor activity, RNA polymerase II-specific; cis-regulatory region sequence-specific DNA binding. The transcript is spliced from 7 exons. NCBI's taxonomy places the organism in Eukaryota, Metazoa, Arthropoda, Insecta, Hymenoptera, Apidae. The coding region runs from base 1406 to 2794 and encodes 462 amino acids. Gene Ontology annotation, biological process: neuron fate specification; axonogenesis; positive regulation of transcription by RNA polymerase II. The record is from RefSeq and is a predicted model, not a curated record.